This is a messenger RNA of Coniosporium apollinis CBS 100218, 501 nucleotides long. RefSeq lists its product as uncharacterized. Gene Ontology annotation, biological process: telomere maintenance via telomere lengthening. The transcript has a single exon. The record is from RefSeq and is a predicted model, not a curated record. Gene Ontology annotation, molecular function: double-stranded telomeric DNA binding. The coding region runs from base 1 to 501 and encodes 166 amino acids. Lineage: Eukaryota; Fungi; Ascomycota; Dothideomycetes.
AUGGCCGCCCCCCCGCCGCAUCAGUAUUCGGCGUACGCACAACCGCAGACCGGCGAUUUGACCGACAAGGAAGCUCCAUCCCAUUCCCAGAGUUCAUCAACGCAACACCAGCACUCGCCCGCUCGCCAAGCACAACCCUCAAAAACCCCCUCCCAAAAACAUAAACCCACCAUCCCCACAGCCCGCCGCCUCUGGACGUCCGAAGAAGAGUCCGCGCUCUUGGACGGUCUCGAGCGCGUCGGCGGCCCGCACUGGAGCCAGAUCCUGGGCCUGUACGGUGCGGGUGGGACCAUCAGUGAGGUGCUCAAGGACCGCAACCAGAUCCAGCUGAAGGACAAGGCGCGGAACCUCAAGUUGUGCUUCCUCAAAAGCGGACACGAGGUGCCGCACUAUCUGCAGGGGGUUACUGGAGAGCUGAGGACAAGAGCGCCGAGUCAGGCGGCGAGGCAAGAGGCGCUGGCCAAGGCGAGAGAGAUGGGGAUGGGAGGGAGGGGGACGUGA